AUGCAGGGAUCCUGGCUGCUGCUGCUGCUGCUCCUCGCCCUGAGGCUACAGCUGUGCCUUGGUGUCAUCCCCGUGGAGGAGGAGAAUCCAGCCUUCUGGAAUCAAAAGGCAGCGGAGGCCCUGAACACAGCCAAGAAGCUGCAGCCCAUUCAGACAGCAGCCAAGAACCUCAUCCUCUUCCUGGGGGACGGUGAGCGUGAAUGGGGGGUGUCUACGGUGACAGCCACCCGGAUCCUGAAAGGACAGUUGGAAGGUCAACCGGGGCCUGAAACACCCCUGGCCAUGGACCACUUCCCAUACCUGGCCCUGUCCAAGACAUACAACGUGGACAGACAGGUGCCAGACAGUGCAGGCACGGCCACAGCUUUCCUGUGCGGGGUCAAGACCAAAUACAGAACCAUUGGCUUGAGUGCGGGUGCCCGCUACAACCGGUGCAACACGACGCAUGGCAACGAGGUCCUCUCCGUGAUGUACCGUGCCAAGAAAGCAGGGAAAUCUGUGGGAGUGGUGACAACCACAUCAGUGCAGCACGCCUCACCCGCCAGCGCAUACGCACACACGGUGAACCGCAACUGGUACUCAGAUGCCAACAUGCCUGCCUCGGCACGGGAGGAAGGCUGCACAGACAUUGCCACCCAGCUCAUCUCCAACAUGGACAUUGAUGUGAUACUUGGUGGGGGCCGGAAGUUUAUGUUUCCCAAGGGGACCCCAGACCCAGAAUACCCAACUGACACCACCCAGGAGGGAACCAGGCUGGAUGGACGGAACCUGGUGCAGGAGUGGCUGGCGAAGAACCAGGGGUCCCGAUAUGUUUGGAACCGCACUCAGCUGAUGCAGGCUUCCCAGGACCCAUCAGUGACCCACCUCAUGGGCCUCUUUGAGCCUGAGCACUUGAGAUACGAGGCCUACCGAAACCACACCCAGGACCCCUCCUUGCUGGAGGUGACAGAGGUGGCCCUGCACAUGCUGAGCAGGAACCCCCAGGGCUUCUUCCUCUUUGUGGAAGGGGGCCGCAUUGACCACGGUCACCACGAAGGCGUAGCGUAUAAGGCACUGACUGAGGCCGUCAUGUUCGACUCUGCCAUUGAGAAGGCGAGCCAGCUCACCAGUGAGCGGGACACACUUACCCUUGUCACCGCUGACCACUCCCACGUCUUCACUUUUGGUGGUGCCACACAUCGGGGGACCUCCAUCUUCGGACUGGCCCCCUACAAGGCCCUGGACGGCAGUGCCUUCACUUCCAUCCUGUAUGGGAAUGGCCCAGGCUACAAAGUGGACAAUGGUGUCCGGUCCGAUGUCACGGAAAACGAGAGCGGCUCCCCGACGUACCGGCAGCAGGCGGCAGUGCCGCUGGCAGCCGAGACGCACGGCGGCGAGGACGUAGCGGUGUUCGCGCGCGGCCCGCAGGCGCACCUGGUGCACGGCGUGCAGGAGCAGAGCUACAUCGCGCACGUCAUGGCCUUCGCCGGCUGCCUGGAGCCCUACGCCGCCUGCAACCUGCCGCCCCCUGCCGACCACAGCGGCACCUCGGGCCGCACUGCUCAACCUGGCCGGGCCACUACCCUGCUGCUCUCUCUACUGGCAGCCACUUUACUGCUGGACACACACUAG
Molecule: messenger RNA, 1611 nt
Organism: Castor canadensis (American beaver)
Lineage: Eukaryota; Metazoa; Chordata; Mammalia; Rodentia; Castoridae
Source: RefSeq, a predicted model, not a curated record